Dama dama (fallow deer) is the source of this 501-nucleotide messenger RNA. RefSeq names its product lymphocyte antigen 6 family member K (gene LY6K). NCBI's taxonomy places the organism in Eukaryota, Metazoa, Chordata, Mammalia, Artiodactyla, Cervidae. The record is from RefSeq and is a predicted model, not a curated record. Gene Ontology annotation, biological process: binding of sperm to zona pellucida. The coding region runs from base 1 to 501 and encodes 166 amino acids. Gene Ontology annotation, cellular component: acrosomal vesicle. The transcript has 3 exons.
AUGAUAACCCUCCUUGCUUUUCUUCUGGUCUUGGGCCUGCCACGGGUGGAGAGCAAUGUCACCGUGCCGAGCAACGCCACCACGCUGGCAAGUCAAGGGUCUACCCUGAGGUGUCACGUUUGUGAGCGGGAGAACAAUCUCGAAUGCCAAGCUCCAGAGAACUGUGACACGGGCUCUACCUACUGUAUUUCUGCUGCCGUGAGAAUAUUUCCACGGUACUUCCUUAAUUCUAAGCAGUGUGCAGUGAACUGUGGGUUGUAUGAGACACUUUCACGGAUGGCCAGGUCAUUUGUGCUCAUAAAGCCCACACCCUUUCUGUUCCUGGCGUGCUGUACAUCCAACCUGUGCAACGUCCAGAAACCGGUCAUCAAAGAAAACACAGAAGAUGCUUACUUGAAUCCCGGCACGGGGCAGGGCAGGGGCAGGGGCAGGGGCAGAAGCGCCGGGCUGAUGCCUUUCCUGACACUGGCCUCUGCGCUCCUGGGCCUCAGGCUGCCGUGA